Molecule: messenger RNA, 1889 nt
Organism: Ceratosolen solmsi marchali
Lineage: Eukaryota; Metazoa; Arthropoda; Insecta; Hymenoptera; Agaonidae
Product: dnaJ homolog subfamily C member 1
Exons: 7
Coding region: 407-1705 (432 amino acids)
Cellular component (GO): endomembrane system
Source: RefSeq, a predicted model, not a curated record
CGAAAGCAGCUGUGCUGAUCGGGCGACGCGUGGCUAAGAGGAGUUGAGACGUGCACAGUUGAGUACGGAGACCGCCAGACGGCAAUAAUAAUCAUUGGCUGGUGGCUGGGGCCUGUGGAUUAUAAUAGUCGAUUAAGCGAAUAACUCCCCGCGGGUCGGCAAGCGCGUAUUCGGGACGCGCCGCUGCUCUUGUCGCGGUGCACAUCGUAUCUUCUCCGCGAUGUUUGCCGACAGAUAAUAAUAAUAAUAGCGGCUACGGCUUCGGCGAGCGCACAAUUCGGCCAUUCGGCGCGCGAGCUAGGAGAUCGAGGCGGCCUAUCGUUUAUCGUAGCGAGGGCGCGAUAACGAGGAGCCCACGAGUACAUCGUAGGCGUGCUAUGCCCGCGGCGCCGCGCUCCGGAAAAAAAUGAGGUUAACCGCGGCAUGCCUCUGGCUACUGUGCGCUUGCUGGUGCACGAGCCGCGCCGUCGCUUGGGACAAUGAGGAGCUCGAGGUCUUCGACGUCGUCGAGGAGGUUAACAAGAAUUUCUACGAGCUCCUUGGCGUGCCCCAGAAUGCUAAUUCAUCAGAGAUUAAAAGAGCUUUUCGUAAGCUAUCGUUACAACUGCAUCCGGACAAGAAUAAUGCGGAGGAUGCAGAGGUUCAAUUCAGAAAUUUAGUGUCAGUUUACGAUGUUCUUAAAGACUCAAAGAAACGAGAACACUAUGAUAAUGUUCUUGUUAAUGGAUUGCCAAAUUGGCGGUCAGCUGUAUAUUACUAUCGUCAUGUACGGAAAAUGGGUCUACUCGAGCUUACCAUUAUUCUUUUCAUAGUUAUAACAGUUGGCCAAUAUUUAGUAUCAUGGGCAGCAUAUUUUGAAAAGAGAUAUACAUAUGAACAAGUAUUGGGCAGCAAGUUGCAGAAAUUGCAAAAAAAGAAUCGUAAAGGAAAAAUGGAUGUUCCAGAUUUAGCUGAGAUUUUGGAGAAGAUUCCAACUCCUAGUGCAUGGAAUACACUUCCAUUUCAAUUGCCAAAGUGGAUAUACACUUCCAUUGUUGGUAUUCCGUCCACGAUUCGUAGUAUACAUAGAAUAUUAGAAGAGCGAAAGCGCAGGAAAAAACAAGAAGAAGAAGAAGCUCUCGCUCAAGAAGAAGAGCUUGAGUCGGAACCAGUGCCUCGAGGACCAAGAAGACGACGACAAGGCUUUAUGCCACCGGAACGUGGUGAACGAGCUGCUCGAGAGAACUAUAAAAAGUUCAAUAAUGAAACGACAAAUCAACAGGCUACGGAUAAACAAAGAGUCAGUGGUGGUCUAUGGACAGACGACGAUAUACUCGAGUUGAUUAAAUUGGUUAAGAAAUUUCCCGGCGGAACUAUGAAUCGCUGGGAAAAAAUUGCUGAGAUAAUGAAUCGUACCGUGAAUGAAGUAACGCACAUGGCAAAAAAGGUUAAGGACGAAGGAUUAAAACCUAAUCAACAAAAAGAUGAAAGUGCAAUUGAAGAAUCUAAAAAAGUUAAGACACGUGCCGAAGUUAUUGAGAAUACAUCUGAGUGGAGUCAAGAACAGCAAAAGGCACUUGAAAUUGCAUUAUUAAAAUAUCCCAAAGGAAGUUCGUUGGAUAGGUGGGAGAAAAUAUCGUCGUAUAUUGAAGGGAAAACAAAAGAAGAGUGCCAAGGACGUUACCGAUAUUUGGUGGACAUUGUGAAAAAGAAAAAUUUGCAGUGAUUGUGACAGGUUAUUUGAAACUGGUUUGAACUACAUGAGUAGAAACUGGUGCUGUCUUCAGUGGAUUGUGUUACCAAAAUACCUGUCAAAGAAUAUUAGGUAUUCCUUAAUACAAUGACAUUUUGUUAUAAAAAAUACCUGUUGAUGUAUUUAUUAAAUAUAGAUUUAAUAAUUUAAAAACGAA